UUCAGAACAUGUGCUGUAGUCGAAAAUACUUAAUAGAAAAGAUCAGACUUAUAACGUAACCUGCAUUGUUAGAUUUAUCUCGUAGCGUAGAAUGUGACUGUUUACUGUAAACAAAAUAACCCCUGAGUGUUUUAUAAUUAGAGCUAUAAGAAAAAUCAGGCAUAUAUACUGAAAUGACAUGCAGAUAGUAUUUUGUUUCGGUCAGUAGUUGUAUCAGAGAUUAGUUGAAAGCUACUUGUAGGUACUAAGUAGCGUCCCUGUUUUGCGUAACCUGUAGCAACUUAAUGUACAUUGCUGCUGUAGAGUGAACGAUAGUCAGUGCGGCAAAAGAAGAGCACUUACAGUUAAGAUUAAUGGGGCACAGCAGAUCACCUUCUCCUUCGCGACGACGCCGUAGCAAGUCGAGGGAAAGGGAGAGGGACCGUGGUGACAGAGAUCGUGACAGGAGGCGGCGUCGCUCAAGAGAGAGGGAAAGGAGGCGUCGGUCAGGAGACCGUGAUCAUCGACAUCGUCGUUCGAUGUCACGAUCUCGAUCAAGAUCUCGUUCCAGAGAUAGGACGCCAAGGAACAAGCCACAGUUGGCCGAAAGGCCCCCUAUUACAGAGGCUGACUUGGAGGGAAAGACUCCAGAUGAACAAGAAAUGAUGAAGAUAAUGGGUUUCUGUGCAUUCGACACUACAAAAGGCAAAAAGAAUUAUGAAGAUUCUGAAGACGACUAUGAUGAUGAUGAUGAUGACGAUGACGAAGAUGAUGAACAAACCCAGCGCCAGUACAAUAGGCCUUACAGGCAACAAUCGUAUGGCCAAAGGCCGUAUGGACAAAAGCAAUAUGGUCAAAGGCCAUAUGGGCAAAAGCAGUUUGGGCAAAGGCCAUAUGGCCAGAAGCCAUAUGGCCAACAGUCAUAUGGACAACAAAAGUCAUAUGGGUCACAACAGCAGUAUGGACAGCAACAAUCAUAUGGCCAACAACAGCCAUAUGGCCAACAACAAUCAUAUGGCCAACAGUCAUAUGGCCAACAACAAACGUACAAUCGGCAGCAGCCUUACGGACAACAGGCUUAUGAACAGCAGACUUAUGGAGAAAAACAGACAUAUGAGCAGCAGCCAACACACACAUAUGGGCAAGAGCAGCAGCAGCAGCAGCAGCAGCAGCAGACACAGUCAUUUGGGCAGGAGCAGCAACAGACGAGAGCAGCAUAUGGGCAGCAACAGACGACAGCGACAUAUGGGCAGCAACAGCCAACAGCGGCAUAUGGACAGCAACAGACGACUGCAGCAUAUGGGCAGCAACAGCCUACAGCAACGUAUGGGCAGCAACAGACGCAGGUGUACAGCCAGUCAUACACUCAGCAGGGCAAUGACCAAUGGUAUUGAGUUCCCUGGUGUAUGAAGACGUUUUUGCGUCAGCACAGUAAUUGAGUCAGUGUAUAGAAGACAGUUCUUUGUCAAUUUUGUAUAAGGACAUUAGGACAAUUAUUUUGUUUUUUCCUUGUUGCAUUUACUUGAUGUGAUAUACUGUGCUUGAUGUGAUAUACUACAGUGCAAUGAACAAAGUGAUUUCUAUUUGGUGAACCACUGCAGUAUCAUCACCAUUUGAGGAAGAAACCCACUGAUCAAAGUUAAAGGCACAGUAUUCUUUGAGCAGUACUGCUCCAUUCUGACUUGACACUGAUACUAUGUGUGUGUUAAUGGAAAUCCAGUGUAAGUGUGAAAAUUCUUUUACUGUAAGCAGAGACCCACAUUUUUGUGUAGCCAAAGACAUCGUAUAUCCAAUACAUAAAUGAAAUUACAUGGAGAGACUGAAGCAGAAAAUUGUACUGGGUGUAAAAAUCUCCACUUCCAUGUAGUAGAAAUGGCCAAACAUAAUUUUUUAUAAUUUGUUAAAAAACCUUGUAGAAUACCUGUCAUCACAAACCUUUUUCUCUGUAAAACUCUUGAUUGAAAAGUCAAUAAACAGAUAUAAACCUU
This is a messenger RNA of Schistocerca americana (American grasshopper), 1967 nucleotides long. Its product is annotated as epsin-2-like. Gene Ontology annotation, biological process: RNA splicing. The record is from RefSeq and is a predicted model, not a curated record. The transcript has 6 exons. NCBI's taxonomy places the organism in Eukaryota, Metazoa, Arthropoda, Insecta, Orthoptera, Acrididae. The coding region runs from base 354 to 1373 and encodes 339 amino acids.